CCCAGCCCCUCCUUGGGGAUCCCCGCCUGGGAGGCCUCACUUUUCCUGCCCCGGGGAAGGGGCAGCCCUCAUCCCGAAUUAGCCGAGAACUUGGGGGGCUGUAGUUGUUUUGAGGUCACCUCUUACAUAACCUGCAGCGCUCCCCUAUCCCUGGGCGUUCUCCUCAUCUAGUCCAGGACUGUCUUAAUGUCCACGUUAGUGACAAAUAGCUGGCCUCCGGGAAAGACUGAGCAUAUGCAGCAAUCCGUGCCUGGGACAAACUCUGCCUUUGCCUUGGAUGCCUUCUCUGGUGGACCCUAAUCAAUUCCAUUUCUCCCCUGGGGUGGCAGGAUUUCUAGAUGAAUUUGGAUUAUAGUUAAUUAUCACUGGAAAAAUCCAGAUAUUCAAACAGCAAAACUGCAGCAUUCUCCAAAUAUCACCCCCCCCCAUCGGAUUGUGGGUUCAUGGUCUUUAUUUACAGAAUUAAAAUGUUCAAAGACAGAUUUACUGAGUCUUCAUUCCAGGCUAAAUUCUGACCCGGAGGGCUGACCAGCAACCUUUCAUAACUUCUGAUUCGGAUUUCUCCUGAUAGCCCCAAAGAAUUAGAAUCGUGCAUUUGCCUGUGUCAUGACUUGGAAACAAAGUAUUUUUUAAAAUGCAGUUGUGGGUCUGAUGUUUCACGUCCUUUCACUGCUGCGUGCAAAAGAACAGUUUAUUUCAUGCUUAGCUUUUCAGGGUAGACCUUUGCUUUCAGAAAGCUGGCCUCAGCCGGCUUCUAGGGCUCACUUCUGAAACCAUUCAAUACCCUGGGAUUUAAAAGAGUCAGAGGCUAUCUAAUAAGGAACUAAGAGAAGAAUCGACAGGGGAGACAUAGAAAACCCAUCUGUUCCCUCUGCCUGGGGAAGGAAGGAGGGAGGGAGGGCAGAGCAGGAAUUUCUAGGUAAUUCUGAAACUGACUAUUUUGUAAUACAAGCAAGAGGAACAGAGGCAUGCUGAUGUCAGCAGUUUUUCUCUGCCAGCAGCAGCAGCAGCGAUGCAGCAGGUAUUGGACAACCUCACCGAGCUGCCCUCGCCUGCAGGGGCAGGAGAGAUAGACCUCAUCUUCCUCAAGGGAAUCAUGGAGAACCCGAUCGUGAAAUCCCUCGCUAAGGCUCAUGAGAGACUAGAAGAUUCCAAACUUGAAGCUGUCAGUGAUAAUAACUUGGAAUUAGUGAAUGAAAUCCUGGAAGACAUCAGUCCUUUAAUAAAUGUAGAUGAAAAUGUUGCAGAGCUGGUCAGUAUUCUCAAGGAGCCUCACUUUCAGUCACUUUUGGAGGCCCAUGAUAUCGUGGCAUCCAAGUGUUAUGACUCGCCUUCGUCAAGCCCGGAAAUCAACCAUUCUGCUGUGAACAACCAGCCGCUGCCCGUCGAUGCCAUUCGUAUCCUGGGCAUCCACAAGAAAGCCGGAGAGCCCUUGGGUGUGACCUUUAGGGUCGAAAACAACGACCUGGUUAUCGCCCGGAUCCUUCAUGGAGGGAUGAUCGAUCGGCAGGGUCUGCUGCACGUGGGCGACGUCAUUAAGGAGGUCAACGGUCACGAGGUCGGGAACAACCCCAAGGAGCUACAGGAGCUUCUGAGAAGCAUCAGCGGCAGCGUCACGCUAAAGAUCCUGCCCAGCUACAGGGACACCGUCACCCCUCAGCAGACAGAUAUCGGUAUGGACAGACUUUCACCACAAGCACGUCAGGUGUUUGUCAAGUGUCACUUUGAUUACGACCCCUACAAUGACAACCUGAUUCCCUGCAAAGAGGCAGGACUGAAGUUUUCCAAAGGAGAAAUUCUUCAGAUUGUCAACCGUGAAGACCCCAACUGGUGGCAGGCUAAUCACGUAAAGGAGGGAGGGAGUGCCGGCCUCAUCCCCAGCCAGUUCCUGGAAGAGAAGAGGAAGGCGUUUGUGAGAAGAGACUGGGACAACCCAGGGCCUUUCUGUGGAACUAUAAGCAGCAAAAAAAAGAAAAAGAUGAUGUAUCUCACUACCCGAAAUGCAGAAUUUGACCGACAUGAGAUCCAGAUAUAUGAGGAAGUGGCAAAAAUGCCUCCCUUUCAGAGAAAGACAUUGGUGUUGAUCGGGGCCCAAGGGGUUGGCCGGAGAAGCUUGAAGAACAGAUUCAUCGUGCUGAAUCCCACAAGGUUUGGGACCACGGUGCCCUUUACCUCACGGAAACCGAGGGAAGAUGAAAAAGAUGGCCAGGCCUAUAAGUUUGUGUCGCGAGCUGAGAUGGAGGCCGACAUUAAAGCUGGGAAGUACUUGGAGCAUGGGGAAUAUGAAGGGAACCUUUACGGGACCAGGAUCGACUCCAUCUUGGAGGUGGCACAGACCGGGAGGACAUGCAUCCUGGACGUGAACCCACAGGCUCUGAAAGUAUUAAGGACGUCUGAGUUUAUGCCCUACGUCGUGUUUAUUGCUGCUCCUGAAUUAGAGACACUGCGUGCUAUGCACAAGGCCGUGGUGGAUGCUGGGAUCACCACCAAGCUCCUGACGGACACGAACCUAAAAAAAACAGUGGAUGAAAGCGCCCGAAUCCAGAGAGCCUACAACCACUACUUCGAUCUGGUCAUCGUAAAUGAUAACCUGGACAAGGCCUUCGAGAAACUGCAGGCCGCCAUUGAGAGACUGCGGGCGGAGCCACAGUGGGUCCCCAUCAGCUGGGUGUACUGACAGCCCCUCGGGAGGAAGAGACAGAAGGCUAACCGAACUUUCCUAAGUAAACAUUGGCCUAAGAAAAGUGUGUGACCCUGGAUGGUACCUGCCAAGUCACAGCCUUUUUACUCGGGAGACUGAAAUACUAGUAGACAUCUGAAUUUUUAUAGAAAAUGUGGAAGGGGGGAAUGGACUUAAAUAUGUAAUUUAUCUUAAUUUUUCUAACUUUUUACAGAUAACCUUUCUAUUCAUAUCACAGAGAGAAAUGCGUUGAAGCAUUUUGUAUAUGUUUUGAUUUAGCAUUUAUGCCUUUUUCAUCCAAGUUUUCCAGUCAUUCACUUUAACAGUGCAUUUUGGUCUCAUAUUUUCACUGUGAUAAUGGAUACUUGAAGCAGUUUUUGUAAAACCCUCAUUAUAGUUCUGUUGUCAGUUAUUCUUAUUAUGGGAAAACACUAAUGAUGAGCUGUCAUCCUGAUUUAAUUUCUUAUAAGAGCAGACUGUCUAUUAUCAGUGCCAUAACCAGCAUACCAUCACGUGCUCCGUGUUGGAGACAGGUCUGCUUGCCCAUUGUACUUUACACUAGAGGUAGGUCUCCUUCACAUGGCUUGUUUAGGGGGAAAUGUGAUGCAAGAAGUGGCGCUCUGCUUCAAGGCCUUUCUUGCAAGCCAGCCUUUUCCCAGCAUUCAUUGCAGUGAGAGGGAGGCACUGCUGCCCACCUGUAACUGGUCUAGUGGGGCUGAGAGAGAAGAGGAGCAACCAGAGAGAGCAUGAGUGUGGGGGGAGGGGAGGGAGGGAGAGCCUUAGGAUUGGGGAAACAGAAACUUAGGGCAAAGUAUUUAUUUUCACUAGUGAAAAUUUCCCUGAUAUUGAAAAAAAAAACCUAAUUUAUAAAAACUUUUUAUUAUGAUAUGGUCAACAGUUAUAUUUUGCAUCUGUAAAUUCCUAUGCUAUUUAAAGAUUCUCUUGAUUUUCCAUUUUGAGGUAUUUGUGAAUGAACCUUGUGUUUGAUGAGAUGUGAGAUGAUAGGAUAUUUGUGCUGUGUUGUGUUGAGACCCAUAUCCAUUGAAUAGCUUGUGAAAGGUGAAAGUUAUCGCUAGAUGCUCUAAAUAGAUGUUAUUUCUACAA
Molecule: messenger RNA, 3784 nt
Organism: Dromiciops gliroides (monito del monte)
Lineage: Eukaryota; Metazoa; Chordata; Mammalia; Microbiotheria; Microbiotheriidae
Gene: PALS2
Product: protein associated with LIN7 2, MAGUK p55 family member
Exons: 13
Coding region: 1013-2677 (554 amino acids)
Cellular component (GO): plasma membrane; cell-cell junction
Molecular function (GO): protein binding
Source: RefSeq, a predicted model, not a curated record